AUGACGUGGUGCAUGUUAAUUAUAGACGACAUUGUGAUGAUUUGUGAGAUAUGCGGCGGUGUUAAGAGGAGGUUAAAGGUUUGGAGGCAGACCCUAGAGUCUAAAGAUUUCAAGUUGAGUAGGACCCAAAUGGAGUACUUGGAAUGCAAGUUCAGUGGUACGACUCUGGUGGUGGACGAAGACGUGAGGCUAGAUUCACAAGUCAUCCCUAAGAGAGAGAGUUUCAAGUAUAUUGGUUUCGUUAUUCAAGGGAAUAGGGAGAUUUAUGAGGUUGUCACACAUCGCAUUGGGGCGGGAUGGAUGAAAUGGAGGGUGGAGUGCUGGCCAGCCAAGAACUCUUAUAUCCAGAAGAUGAAGGUUGCUGAGAUGAGAAUGCAAAGAUGGAUGUGUGGGAAUACUAGGCUAGACAUGGUUAGAAAUAAAGUUAUCCGGGACAAGGUGGUUGUGGCUUCUGUGGAGGACAAGAUGUGGGACGCAAGACUAAGAUGGUUCGGACAUGUGAAGAGGAGAGGCACAGAUGAACUAGAGAGAAGGCGUGAGAGGUUGGUCUUGGAGGGCCAAUGGAGGGGUAGAGGCAGGCCGAAGAAGUAUUGGGGAGAGUUGCCUUCGCUUCGAUUAUAA
This is a messenger RNA of Nicotiana tabacum (common tobacco), 621 nucleotides long. RefSeq lists its product as uncharacterized. The record is from RefSeq and is a predicted model, not a curated record. Lineage: Eukaryota; Viridiplantae; Streptophyta; Magnoliopsida; Solanales; Solanaceae.